Portunus trituberculatus (swimming crab) is the source of this 6051-nucleotide messenger RNA. RefSeq names its product ionotropic receptor 25a-like (gene Ir25a). Bases 344 to 3010 code for a protein of 888 amino acids. Gene Ontology annotation, biological process: modulation of chemical synaptic transmission; synaptic transmission, glutamatergic; monoatomic ion transport. Lineage: Eukaryota; Metazoa; Arthropoda; Malacostraca; Decapoda; Portunidae. Gene Ontology annotation, cellular component: postsynaptic membrane; plasma membrane. The transcript has 22 exons. Gene Ontology annotation, molecular function: transmitter-gated monoatomic ion channel activity involved in regulation of postsynaptic membrane potential; glutamate-gated receptor activity. The record is from RefSeq and is a predicted model, not a curated record.
CACGACCAGGGUUACAGUGAGUCCUGCCGAUGUAGUGUCCCAAAGCAGAGAGAGGCCGGAGAGUGGAGGUCAAGAGAGAACCAUCACAUGAGAGACAGCAGAGAGAGAGAGAUAGAGAGAAACACAGGCAAAGGACGGCGAGCUGAAUACGAUAAAGAGAAGUAACAUCGCCAGUCUGAAGCGGCGGAAACACUAAACAUCUGAUCUGAGGACGCAUUCAGUCAAGAGAUGGCGUGGGUGGCGUUAGGACAGACCGGCGAGGCGAGGGUACUGUUCUUACUGUACCUGGCGGCGAUGAUUCAAUCCUUCGUAGCUGCCCAGACCACCGUGAAUAUUAUGGUGAAUGCACGAGGUGGAAAACGAACAGGCGACUCAGGGCAUCACGGCGGCUGUGAAAUACCUGGAGAAGAACACAGGGGAGGGAGUGACGCUUGGUAGCCAGGUGUUUAUCCCGCUCAAGAAAGGGGAUGACGUGGAGGCGACCGUGAAUGAGACGUGCGCUAAGCUGGACGAGGCCAUUGCGGCAGACACCAAGCCCCACAUCGUGCUGGACGCCACCUCCACGGGCCUCAUCUCUGAGACUGUCAAGAGUUUCACCCGCGCCCUCGCCCUGCCCACUUUCUCCGCCUCCUACGGCCAGGAAGGAGACAUCAGAGAGUGGCGGGACCUGACGGAGGAGGAGGAGCAGUACCUGGUGCAGGCCAUGCCCCCCGGCGACAUCUUGGUGAUGGCCGUGCGGGACAUCGUGGAGACUCAGAACAUCACCAACGCGGCCAUCAUUUACGACGACACGUUUGUGAUGGACCACAAAUACAAGUCGCUGCUGCUGAACUUGCCGUGUCGUCACAUCCUCACCAAGGCAGAAGAGACCGAGAUGGCCCUCAGGAAGCAGACCAAGAGGCUUAUGGACGCAGACAUCGUAAACUACUUCGCGGUGGGCAGCCAGGAGACCAUUAGCCGCAUCCUGGACGCCGCCACAGCCAACAGCAUGUUCGGGAGGAAGUACUCGUGGUAUGCUCUCUCCAAGGGCAAGGAGGACAUUCAGUGUGGCUGCGAGAACUCUUCCGUGGUGUACCUGAGGCCCCACCCGAGCCCAGACACCCGAGGGAGGAUCACCAUGCUGCAGCGGGACUACGGGCUGACCGCUGAGCCAAUCAUCGACUCCGUUUUCUAUUUCGACUUCACUAUCCGGGGCAUCAAGGCGGCCGCGCUGUUGGCGCAGGAGGGGAAGUAUGCCAACUUCGAGUACGUGCGGUGUGACGACUACAGCGAGGACAACCCUAUUAUCCGCAACGACCUCAACCUACGCGGCGCACUGCAGAGGGUAUCCAUGACGGACACAUGGGGCAGCCUGAAGUGGGGUAUGAACGGCAUGACCUUCCCGGAGAUUCCCCUCACCAUGGACAAGUUCCUCAUCCUGGCGGGGCGCACGGCGGAACGCAAGGCGCUUGGAGAGUGGGCGGCUGGCAUGCCCGGGACCCUCAUGUUUAAGUCUGGCAUGAACCUUGUGGACCACCAGGCCGUGACGGUGUAUCGCGUGACCACAGUUCGCCAGGCACCUUUCAUCAUGCAGAGGACCAACGAGGACGGCGAGAUCGAGUUUUACGGCUAUUGUAUCGACCUUAUCAACGAGAUCAAGGAAAUUGUGGAGUUCGAAUACGAGAUUUACGAAGCUCCGGAUGGCAAGUUUGGAACAAUGAGUGAAACAAUGGAAUGGGACGGCAUGAUUAAGGAGCUGAUUGAGAAGAGAGCUGACAUCGCCUUGGCCCCACUGUCCGUCAUGGCAGAGCGUGAGAACGUGGUGGAUUUCACGGUGCCCUACUACGAUUUGGUCGGCAUCACCAUCCUUAUGAAGAAACCUAAAGUGCCCACCUCGCUCUUUAAGUUCUUGACUGUGCUAGAGCCCGAGGUGUGGGUGUGCAUCCUCUUCGCCUACGGAUUUACUAGUGUGCUCUUGUACGUGUUCGACCGCUUCAGUCCCUACUCUUACCAGAACAACAAAGAAAAAUACAAGGAUGAUGACGAGAAGAGAGAAUUUACCUUUAAGGAAUGUCUCUGGUUCUGCAUGACUUCCCUUACCCCUCAGGGUGGUGGUGAAGCGCCCAAGAAUCUCUCCGGUAGACUCGUGGCCGCGACCUGGUGGCUCUUUGGCUUCAUCAUCAUCGCUUCCUACACUGCUAACUUGGCUGCUUUCCUGACAGUGUCACGUUUGGACACCCCGAUUGAGUCUUUGGAUGAUCUCAGCAAGCAAUACAAGGUGCAAUACGCGCCCCUCAACGGCUCCUCCACCCAAACUUACUUCGAGCGAAUGGCCUACAUCGAACACAAAUUCUACGAGAUCUGGAAGGACAUGUCUCUGAAUGACUCCAUGAGCCCCGUGGAGCGAGCUAAGCUGGCCGUGUGGGACUACCCGGUGAGUGACAAGUAUACCAAGAUGUGGCAGUCCAUGCAGGAGGCGGGGCUGCCCACCACCCUCACCGGCGCCGUGGAGAGAGUACGAAAGUCCACUUCCUCCAGCGAAGGUUUUGCCUAUAUCGGUGAUGCCACAGACAUCCGCUACCUGGAGCUGACCAGCUGUGACCUGCAGAUAGUGGGUGAGGAAUUCUCCCGAAAGCCGUAUGCGGUGGCGGUACAACAAGGCUCUCCCCUCAAGGACCAGUUUAACGAUGCCAUCCUGAAACUCCUGAACCAGAGGAAGCUGGAGACACUGAAGGAAAGGUGGUGGAAUCAGAAUCCGGAGAAGAAGGUUUGCGAAAAAGAUGAUGACCAGAGCGACGGCAUCAGCAUUGAGAAUAUUGGUGGUGUGUUCAUUGUGAUCUUCGUCGGUAUCGGGCUGGCGUGCGUGACUCUGGCCUUUGAGUAUUGGUGGUACAAGCAUCGCAAGGGGCCCCGUGUGUCAGACUCAGGCCGUGUGCUCAAUGUGAAGUCAGAUAUGGCCAAGACGAACUUCGGCCAACAAGAGAAAUCAAACUUCCAGGCGGAAUACAACCAUCCGGUGGUUGAUGAGUGACUCCACCGCCCUACAGCAACGGUGGUGAGGGUGACUUCAACAUCGCGCCAGUUGGGAAUCCGUGGUAAAGGCAAAAAGGAAAUAUCGUUGCAUGGGUUACUUGUUUCAUUCGCUGCUCUGAGUUUAGAGUUGUCAGCUUCGUUCGUGACUCGUCAGUUUGUAAAGUUUGUCUCAUAUGUGGAAGCUAUGUUCCAGCUGCAAUGCUGCCACUACACUGUUUCUGUCUCUAUUGGUUUGUUUUUUGAGUUAAGGAUUGCUUACGUUUUUAAUUAACCGCUGUACCAAAAGUAAUACUUUAUUGAUUUUAUUUUUCUUAUUUAUUUCAUCUGAUUUAUAUAUCUAUUUCAUCAUUUCAUUUAUUCAUUAUAAUAAUAAUAAUAAUAAUUAUUAUUAUUAUUAUUAUUAUUAUUAUUUUAAUUAUGAUCUCAUUAUUAUUUGCAUUAAAUACUAUUGUUCAUCGUACAUUUUGUAGAUUUCUCCUGAUAAGUUUAAGAUUAAUCAUUGCACCAUUAAUGAAAUCUAUUGUGUAAUGGCCAUAUGCUGAAACUUAUCCCUUUGCGAAUGAACCUAAUUAAUUGGUUAUUUUCUAGCAUAGCCUCGCUUGACCUGAUGUUGCACAUGUGUUGGAUAUGUUUUGUGGAUGUAAAAGGCAAAUAAUAUUGUCUUGGCGAACCACCACCUCCAGCUACUGAAUCUUACCAUCUUACCAAUUUCUUAGUGCAGAUGUUGACGCAUAUUUACAGCUAAGCUCAUUUUCCCUGAACACAAGUUAUGUAAAGAUUUCAAAUUUAGCUUAAAUUUCCAUAAAUAUAACCUGAGUAGAAGGGAAAGAUUUUGGUGUUUGGACAGGCUACAUUAAGUUUACUUUUUUGCCAAGCCCUGCUUCACCAUGCCACACUAGUUGGCUUUAUCUAUGCUAGACAUUUCAUCAUUCUAGUGUGUAUUAAGCAAGUUUUUAGAGAUUAUUUAUAAUAAUGAUUUAAGCACAACUAUAAAGUACUGUAUUUAUGUAUCUGAAGCUCAUUUUGGAAUCUUAAAUGGAGUUUUUGGCAAACAAUAACCAGUAAAAAUUGUUUCUUUGAGUUGCUCAAUACAUACUAUCAUGAAAGUAGGAAAAAGAGAAGUGUACAUAGUGAUAUAAAAGAUUAGGUGAUAUUUAGUAUAUAGUGAUAUCAGUGUUGAUCACAGAGAUUAGCUCCUGUUAUACCCACUAAACAAUUCAAGAAUAUAUAUAUAUAUAUAUAUAUAUAUAUAUAUAUAUAUAUAUAUAUAUAUAUAUAUAUAUAUAUAUAUAUAUAAUCUUUAAACACAUUGUUUGUAAAGUUGUUCAUUUUUCCAACCAGUACAGGCAGCAUUGCCAGUCCUGCUUGACCUUAAUGGUGCUCCUGCAGCAACCAAAACAUGAAGGGACAGGUGACAAUUGUUCAGGGGGAAAAUUUUCCUGACCUUUCAUCACCUGAAUAUAUUGGUGAUGGCUUGGUGCCUUUUUUCUUGAAAGGUUUAGGUUUUUACAUCAGUGUGCUUGAGGUUCAUACUUUUGUAAAACGAAAAAUUACAUGUAUUCCAAAAUAGAUUCCAGUUAUAGCAUUUGUAUCAUUUGGUGAUGAAUUGUACUCAGUGAAAAAAUUAACUUUUGACAUUUUUGUUUUUAAUUGGCUAAUUUAACAUUACAUACAGACUGGCAGUGGUUCCUGUAACAGUUGAAAUGGAUGGCAGCUGUACUAGAUUGCUGUCAAGGUCAGUAACAAACAACUUGUAAGACUUUGACUAGGAUACAUUCCUUUGUAAUGAUAUUAGAUAGACUAUUAUCAAUGAUUCAUUACAAUCAAUCUCCAAAGGUUCCUGCAGUAAAGCUCACCUAAAAGUAGUGUAUCAAUAAGUAUGUCCAGGCAGAUUUAGGGAGUCUAGUCUGGAAGUGUUUAUCCAUUAUAUUUCUAGUCCAAAGGCUCUGGUAGCUCUCUGCCAGCAGUGAAAAUUGUCAUGGACAUACUGUGUAAUAAUGCAUAAAUUUAUAUGUAUAAUAUAACUGGGCACUCAUCUCUCACUAUAAUACCCAUAAUACCCACAGUGACUGGUCAGCCCACAUACAUGAAGUAUUUAAAUGUCAUAAUAGAGGGACCAUCAUGGCUGCCUUUCCCCUCCUUGUGAAUCAUGUCAGAGCAGAAUGGAGUGUCAUUGAUCUCUCGAGUUGUGUGGUACAGAAAUGCUGCCUCCCAAACUUGCAGCAGACAAUGGCUAGUGCUAGGUGCUGACACCUGUUUCAGAGUAACCUUUAAGAAUUUCAACAUUCUCCUAAUAUUUCAUUGCUUAAUUCAUCAUUAUUAUGUCUAUGAUAUAAGAAUUGUCCAUAAUGGAACAGGCUUGUACUAGAUCUUGCUUUUUGACAGCAGGUCUUGUUAUGACAGUCAUCAAUUGUGAAUCUCAGGUUUCCUCAACAUGAUUUUGAUAGGAUGAAGGUAUGUAAUGUUAGUGCAGAGUGAAAUUAUAUUGUUGAAUUUAUCAGGACAUUCUAAAGAAAGAUCCUAGAAUCUUGACCUAAAGAUACAAAUAUACAAUUAUCAUAACUUGUUGGUACAAAAGAAAAUAUUCUGAUGCCUUUACUUAACAAAACUGGUUUACACAUGAUAAAAUCCCAUUUUGAUGGACUUAGUAAUAUAUUUAUUAAUUUCAUAUUCUGCUCCUAAAAUAAUUACUAGUACCUCUUGAGUUGCUGCAGAUGCUGAGAGCCAAACUCUCGGCCUGCCCUGGGUCUGUAAACUGUGCUAUGUUGAUAUAGACAACUGUUCUCUUUCGAGUUGCCAAAUCAAAAAGAAGAGUACUCAACAAGAUAUCUUAUAUCAAAGCUUGGACAACAGGCAUACAUAUAAUGUGCAUUUGAUUUUUGUAUCAUUUUUGUAACAAUAAAGAAUAUGUUCAUGAGAUCCACAAAAAUGAGGUUUUGUUAGGUGUUGUUCUAAAUCAGAAAACAGUGUAAAAGUAUGAUCAUAUUUUGAAGCCAUUUAACCUUAUUGAUAAAUCUAAUAAAUAAAUUCUAUUAAUAA